GCCUCUCUACAAUCUCAUCCACAGCUCACCUCAAGGAAAACCCACUAAAACAGAGAUGGGUCUCUCCACCAGUUUCCAUUUUUGGAUGUUUUCCUUCCUAUACUGAGUUACCCGAACUCGAAAAACCCUCUUCUUCAACUCUGAAGAUGGCAAUACAACGAUACGAAGAACAACAGAAUCACCCUUCGUUCCCGCUAGACACUCUCUACUGCGAAGAAGAGAAAUGGGACGAGAUCGAAAUCGAUGCAGUUGAAGAUUUGGAACAAGGGACUUCUUCUAUGGGCGUGAACCCUUCGUUUCUCCCACUUUUGGAGCAAGAUUUGUUCUGGGAAGACGAUAACCUUCUCGCACUCUUCUCUAAAGAAACAGAGCAGCAUCAGCAGUCUUGUUUCGACGUGGGGAUCGAUGAGUAUCAAGCAAGGGCUCGGUGUGAGGCCUUGGAGUGGAUGAUCAAAGUCAAUGCUCGCUACGGUUUCACCACUCACACGGCCGUACUUUCCAUCAACUAUCUCGAUAGGUUCUUAAGUAGCUUCGAGUUUCAAAGAGAUAAGCCUUGGAUGAUCCAACUCGUGGCCGUCACUUGUCUCUCUCUAGCUGCAAAAGCUGAAGAAACACAAGUUCCUCUCCUCCUAGACCUGCAAGUGGAGGAAACAAAGUACGUUUUCGAGGCCAAAACUGUACAAAGAAUGGAGCUUUUGGUACUCUCAACUCUAAAAUGGAAGAUGCACCCAAUUACACCUCUUUCAUUCCUCGAUCUCAUCGUAAGAAGACUGGGGUUGAAAACCCAUCUCCAUUGGGAGUUUCUCAGGAGAUGUGAGCGUCUCCUCCUAUCUGUAAUCUCUGAUUCAAGAUCUGUCCUUUAUCUUCCCUCUGUAAUUGCCACUGCAACAAUGAUGAACGUUAUAGACCAAGUUGAGCUUUUCAAUCCCAUUGACUACCAAAACCAGCUUCUCAGUGUUCUUAAAAUAAGCAAGGAAAAAGUAAACGAGUGUUACAAGCUCAUCCAAGGCAAUGCAUGUAAGAGGAAGGUGGCUCCUAGCAGUGGAGUGGUUGAUGGUGCAUUUGGCAGUGAUAGCUCGAACGACUCAUCGGCUGGGCCGCCGUUAAAGAAGAGCAGAGCCCGAGAACAAGUAAUGAAUUUGCCAUCACUCAACCGAGUCUUCGCAGACAUCGUUGGCAGCCCUUCUUAUUCUCCCUUGCUCCAAUAACGAUCUAUGUUUAUGCUUAUGUCAAAGGAGUCAAAUUUCAAGUUAAGAAAA
Molecule: messenger RNA, 1259 nt
Organism: Hibiscus syriacus
Lineage: Eukaryota; Viridiplantae; Streptophyta; Magnoliopsida; Malvales; Malvaceae
Product: cyclin-D3-1-like
Exons: 3
Coding region: 147-1208 (353 amino acids)
Biological process (GO): mitotic cell cycle phase transition; regulation of cyclin-dependent protein serine/threonine kinase activity
Cellular component (GO): nucleus; cyclin-dependent protein kinase holoenzyme complex; cytoplasm
Molecular function (GO): cyclin-dependent protein serine/threonine kinase regulator activity
Source: RefSeq, a predicted model, not a curated record